AAUUGUAUAUUAACACAACCAUAAAAUAAAAAAAAUAAAAAUAAAAAUAAAAAAAUUGCAAACAAAACUUCCUCCUAACGAAUUUACUGUUCCGUUUCUUUUGGUCUAUGAAUUGAAUCAUCACUUGAUUAAUAAAUUUACUUUAUUUUUGUUUAGAGUUUGUUUAACUGAUUUCUUGUAUCCACCAUACGUAGUGCUUCCCUCAACUUCACCACAGCCAAAACCAUGUUGACUAAAACGCGGGUUCUUGAGCUGCUGCUCGCCUUGCUGUUCGUUUCUGUUGUUCAUGCUCACAGCGUAAUCGUCAAGCCUCAGGAAAGACGUUGUUUGUAUGAGCAGCUUCACAAGAAUGACAAGAUGACUGUCUCGUACCAGACAAGUGUUGGAGGUGACCAGCUGGUAUCAAUGGGUGUCUACCGUGAUGACUUUAAUUAUCCCAUGUUUACUCAACCCGGCAGCAGCAUGGGUGAGUACUCCUUUGAUGCUCCGGAGGACGCAAAAUACAUCUACUGCUUUUACAAUGAGGGUCAUGAUAAUCAAGACAAAGAGGUUCUUUUCAACGUUCACGGUAUCAUCUAUGUGUCUGCCGACGAUCCGGACAAUCAAAAUGCAUUGGAACAAAAAGUGAAACAAUUGCACGAUACAAUUGCUCAAGUUCGUCACGAACAAGAGUACCUCGUCGCUCGUGAACGUGUUCAUCGCAACACGGCUGAAAGUACGAACUCUCGUGUUAAGUGGUGGAGCAUUCUUCAAGCAUUCUUGCUCGUUUGUGUUUGUGUGUUCCAAAUUUUCUAUGUCAAGCGUCUGUUCGAAGUCAAGCGUGUAGUAUAAACGGUAGCCUGUAACUGCUCAACGUUUUACUCAUCAGGUGCGUUGUGCUCCUGCGUGUCGUUCUCCUUGCAAAACCCUUUUUCACAACAUGUACACGUAAUGUAGCACAAUGCCCACUUCUUUCUCUCAACAGUCUCUCCUUAUAGGGUCACAUACUACAAUCCGUUCCUGUCACGUUUCCCAGCUAGCCGCUGACGCUCAAGAGCUAUGUUCCUUAAAAUAAAUAAUUAAACUAUGAACAAAA
Messenger RNA from Schizosaccharomyces japonicus yFS275, 1075 nucleotides. Its product is annotated as COPII-coated vesicle component Emp24. The coding region runs from base 226 to 831 and encodes 201 amino acids. Lineage: Eukaryota; Fungi; Ascomycota; Schizosaccharomycetes; Schizosaccharomycetales; Schizosaccharomycetaceae. The record is from RefSeq and is a predicted model, not a curated record. Gene Ontology annotation, cellular component: membrane. The transcript has 3 exons.